Messenger RNA from Solanum tuberosum (potato), 1888 nucleotides. Its product is annotated as probable LRR receptor-like serine/threonine-protein kinase At3g47570. NCBI's taxonomy places the organism in Eukaryota, Viridiplantae, Streptophyta, Magnoliopsida, Solanales, Solanaceae. Gene Ontology annotation, biological process: protein phosphorylation. Gene Ontology annotation, molecular function: protein binding; ATP binding; protein kinase activity. The transcript is spliced from 2 exons. The record is from RefSeq and is a predicted model, not a curated record. Bases 550 to 1860 code for a protein of 436 amino acids.
ACUACGGACGAACAAUCUCAAGGGAUCCUUACCACGCGAGAUUGGCAACUUAACCAAGAUGCAAAUUUUAAUUCUAGACGAGAAUAGGUUUACUGGUGAAAUACCCAAAGAGAUAAGAAAUCUCGUUGAGUUGGAGAAGCUUGGUCUUGGAUCUAAUAGUUUUAGUGGUUCACUUCCAAUGGAGAUCUUCAACAUAUCACGAUUGAGACAUAUUGCUCUUACAAACAAUAAUCUAUCAGGAACUCUACCACCAAACAUAGGUUCUACCUUACCCAACAUUGAAGGACUUUAUCUGCAUGGCUUAACCAAUCUUGUUGGGACUAUUCCUCAUUCUAUCUCCAAUUGUUCAAAGCUUACUAUUCUAGAGCUUUCACAAAACAAAACUCACAGGAUUGAUUCCCAAUUCUCUUGGAUAUUUGACUCAUCUAAACAUCUUAAACUUGCGGAGAAAACAAUUUAACCAGUGAUUCAUUUUUAAGCUUCCUCACUUCCUUAACCAAUUGCACAAGAUUAACAGUUGUUUCUCUAUCUUUCAACCCUCUAAAUGCCAUGCUUCCGGUCUCCGUAGGGAACUUCUCCAAAUCUCUUCUAACCUUUUAUGCCGAUGCUUGCAACAUUAACGGCAAGAUUCCAAAUGAAGUUGGAAACUUAAGCAACUUAUUAAACCUUGAUCUUUCUGAUAAUAACUUGAUUGGAUCAAUUCCUACAUCAAUUCACAACUUGAGAAGCCUUCAGCGCUUCAACUUGAGUUACAACAAGCUUACGGGAUUUAUUGGAGAUAAUUUAUGUAAAUUGCAACAUUUGGGAGAAAUUUACUUGGGACAAAAUCAACUUUCAGGAUCUAUUCCUAAUUGUUUAGGGAAUGUUACUUCCCUUAGAUUGAUAUAUCUUACUUCCAAUAAAUUGAGUUCCAAUAUACCAACAAGCUUAGGAAAUCUUAAAGAUCUAGUGGUUCUUGACUUAUCGUCAAACAACAUGGUUGGUUCUUUACCUCUGGAAAUUGGAAAUCUAAAGGCUGCAAUAUAUAUGGAUCUGUCAAUGAAUCAAUUCACAAAUGGAAUUCCUAGAGAAAUUGGAGGAUUGCAAAAUCUGGUAUAUCUUUAUUUGGAACACAACAAGUUGCAAGGAUCUAUACCUGACUCAAUCAGCAACAUGGUAAGUUUGGAAUUCCUAGACAUUUCACAUAAUAAUAUAUCGGGAACUAUUCCCAUGUCUUUGGAGAAACUACAAUACCUCAAGUAUUUCAAUGUUUCUGACAACAAAUUGUAUGGUGAAAUACCCUUGGGGGGUCCUUUCAAGAACCUCUCGAGUCAGUUUUUCAGCGACAAUGAAGCAUUGUGUGGUUCUUCAAGAUUUAGUGUCCCGCGAUGCCCCACUUCAUCAAAGCACAGAUCAAAUAGGAAACAAAUGUUUGCUCUAUUUCUUAUGCUGGGAAUUGCACUUGUAUUUGUUCCUAUAGCCUUUCUGUUCAUAUGGAUAAGGUAUAGAAGAGGUAAAAGAGCUCCUCAACAAGCUGAUUCAUUGUGUAUUGUAACAACAGAAAGAAUUUCAUACUAUGAACUGCUCCAAGCAACUGAUACGCUUGGCGAGAGUAAUCUGAUUGGUUCUGGAAGUUUUGGCUCUGUCUACAAAGGCGUUCUCAGAAGUGGAACUGCCAUUGCAGUUAAAGUGUUCAAUCUGCAACUGGAAGCAGCAUUCAAGAGUUUCGAUACAGAAUGUGAAGUUUUGCGUAGCCUUCGCCAUAGGAAUCUCGUGAAAGUCAUCACUAGUUGUUCCAACCUUGAUUUUAAGGCUUUAGUGCUCGAGUAUAUGCCUAAUGGAAGUCUUGACAAGUAUUGUAUUCGCACAACUACUUCCUAGACAUCAGGCAGAGACUAAGCAUUAUGAU